AUUUCGGUAAUACAACGGUGUUAUAAAACUACAUAAUAAAUUUAAUUCACACUCGCCAUCACGACUAUUUUAGUGUACAUAAAAUAUUAUACGAGUUGUGAAAAUAAAUUUAUCCGACUCGCAAUCAUCUUAAAUAAAAAAUUACCGCAAAACCAUAAAUAGACUACCUACUUGAUAGUAAUAAUGAAUGUUAUCGUUUUAGAAGAAAACGUCACGACCGGGUCAAAGUGUAUGGUCUACGAAUGUCCGGAGUACCACGGAUUUCUGAAUUCCAAGCAAAAUCCAUCACUAUACAAUUACUACAGCAUGUACUCGAAGCCACUGCCCAACGAGAACUACACUUGUGUUCCUGGCAUUGGGAUUUUUGACGUAGUGUCAGACCGUAUGAAUUUUUCUAACGCGAUGGAAGCGUGCGAAGAGGUUGGGGGUCACUUGGCUAAUAUUGUAUCGGAAACACGUACUUCCAUGUUGUCCGCUUUAGUAUCGUCUACUCUUACUAACUUUACCAUCAGGAAUCGUAGAGCAUAUGUAGGUCUGUUUUUCGAUGAAGACUUUGUUACUAUUAUGGGAGAGCUACUGGCUUGCUUGCCGUACAGAGCGUGGGCACCGGGACAUCCCAAGGCGAGGAAAAUAGAAAAAGACUGUGUGGUCAUUACGAGCAACAGGUAUUGGGAGACAGAAAAUUGUUCAAAAAAAUUGCCAUACGUAUGUGAACUCAUAGCUGACGGUCCGAUGACUGCAGUCGAGCGAUACUGUGCGGCGAUAAGAAAUCCCAAUGACUCUUGUAUUUCAGAACGCAGAAAAAAUUGCAUAAUACGCAAUCAAAAACAUUUUGAACAAAUCAAACAAAAAGAACAACAAUGUAAUGUUAAUGCAAACAACAACUCAAAUGAUUUGUAAACCAUAAAAGAGUGGUAACGGCAAGAUUAAUAAAAAAUAAUAACAGUUGAGAGUUAACUUUUAAACACAAAUACAAUUGUAGUUCAACACAGUUUUUAAUAAAUUAAA
Messenger RNA from Adelges cooleyi (spruce gall adelgid), 1008 nucleotides. Its product is annotated as pulmonary surfactant-associated protein D-like. NCBI's taxonomy places the organism in Eukaryota, Metazoa, Arthropoda, Insecta, Hemiptera, Adelgidae. The transcript has 4 exons. The coding region runs from base 184 to 900 and encodes 238 amino acids. The record is from RefSeq and is a predicted model, not a curated record.